Messenger RNA from Chara braunii, 2824 nucleotides. The record is from the annotation of a GenBank genome assembly. Lineage: Eukaryota; Viridiplantae; Streptophyta; Charophyceae; Charales; Characeae.
GGUUAUCCGUCCCCUUGGAACCCCCUUCCCCCUGGUUUGAAAUAGGGCUGAAAACUCCAAGCAUGUCGGACUCCAAGGACCCGGUGCCCAAGGCUGAUAUUACCAAUAAGAACAUUGAAGCCGGGGUCCUCACAGUCUGCCCGGAGUGAUCGAACCGAAACUGCGGAGAACCGGGCUCAGCGUCCCUCAAAUGGUUAUGAUGGUGAUGGUGACCAUGAUGAUACUAAGGAUACCACAGAUGGAAGAUUAAGCUAUAUCCGCUAUUCUGGCCUCCUAAUCCUAAAACAACUCCUAGCCAUCCCUAAACCAGGACAUUGUACCUCAGAGACAAAACCAACCUAACCAAUGUCAACCAUAGCUGAUCUCUUCUCGCCUCCUUGCAGCCCCCCCCGGUUCACCAUGGAAUGCCUUCCACCCUCAGCAAACCCCAGAUCUCUCUACAAGGCCUCUCACUCCUGYCAUUACAGGUUACAGGGCAACGCCCCAGCUCCGGCCAGCGUCGUUCUGGCAUCGGCAAACCAAGGGCACAGAACAGAGCAACUCAGUAAAUAUCAGUACAGGUUCAUUCAUCUCUGAAGUUCUAUAUCCCGRAUGURAAAGAAGGCUAGAAGCUGCCAAAAUUUCAGAGCACAAAAAARCUUWAUAUAACAAUAAUCAAAUGAUGAUACUAAUGAUGAUGAAGAUGACGAUGAUAAAAAUGAAUAUGAUGAUGAUGAAUAAGUGUAUCGAAGAGUAUAUUAUAACARCACUUCUGGCCUCCUAAUCCUAGACCCUCCCAGCCMUCCCUGCACCAGGACAUUACAUCUCWGAGACAAUACCCUCYUAGCCMAUGUCYACCAUAGCUGACCUGUUUUCGCCACCUAGACUAACCUUGGCCCCGUAGGUAGUCAAAGACAGCCCCCCCGGUUCGCCAAUGGAUUGCCUUCCUCCCUCGGCUAAUCCCCAGAUCUCWYUACAAGGCCUCACACUCCUGCCAAUUGCAGGUUACAGGGCAACGCCCCAGCUCUGGCCAGCGUYGUUCUGGCAUCGCCAAACCAGGGGCAACGACAAAGCAACUAUGAAGAUAUCAGUCCAGAUUCGAUCAUCUCUGAAAUCCUAUGUCCUGAUUAAGGAAGGAGGCCAGAUACAGCCAAGAAUUACCGCACACCAGAAAGCAUGAAAUAACAUAGAUGAUGAUGAUGAUGACGUGAUCUCCCCUCUCCCUUCCUUCCUCCAUUCUCUCCAUUCCCUUAUCUAUCCCUUUACCCUAAUCUGCCCCCGCUGGGAUUUGAUGCCCAGCCCCAGAAAAGAGUAAUCCUCACAAUCUGCCCAAUCCCCCUCCGGGGUUUCACCACCCACCUAAUGAAACCCCUUCAGAGCUGGGCUCUCCCCCUCCCCCUCACUGAAAUGUCAUUCACUUAGAUUUUGUAGGAUUUUGUUGAUGACAAAGGACAGUCCCCUGAAAGUAAUGAUAAUGAGGUUGAUGGUGACGACCCACUCACCUGCUGAAGCGCAAGGCAAACAAUGCCUUAAAAAGCAAAAACAUCCUCAUAAUGGUAAUAAUGAUAAUGAUUAUGAUGAUGGCAAUGACGAUGAUGAUGUUGAUAAAUGAUACUGAUGAUGAUGAUGAUGAUGAUGAUGAUGCUGAUGAUGAUAACUAUGAUGAUGAUGAUAACGAUGAUGAUGAUGAUGAUGACGAACCAAAGAUGAUGCACAAUGAUAAUGAUGAUGAUGAUAGUGUCAGUAAUGCUUUUGCUGCUGCUGAUGAUGAUGAUGAUGAUGAUGAUGAUGAUGAUGAUGAUGAUGAUGACGCACCAAUGAAGAACGCUGCUGCUGCUGCUGCUGCUGCUGAUGUCAAUAACGCUGCUGCUGUUGUCAAUAACGCUGCUGAUAUCAAUAACGCUGCUGCUGUUGUCAAUAACGCUGCUGAUAUCAAUAACGCUGCUGNAUAACGCUGCUGCUGUUGUCAAUAACGCUGCUGCUGUUGUCAAUAACGCUGCUGAUAUCAAUAACGCUGCUGCUGUUGUCAAUAACGCUGCUGAUGUCAAUAACACUGAUGAAGAUGAUGAUGAUGAUGACACACCAAUGAAGAUGUCAAUAACGCUGCUGCUGUUGCUGAUGAUGAUGGUGAUGAUGAUGACGCAAGUUUGCCGUACCCAUUCCGCUGGAACCAAUAAAGCACGCCAGCCUCCAUACUGAUGAUGAUGAUGAUGAUGAUGACGAUGAUGAUAAUGAUGAUAAUGAUGAUAAUGAUGAAGAUAAUGGAGAUGACAACCUGACGAUUAUACUUCCUCCAUACGUAUUGAAGAGUAACCUCAUCGGAUAUAUAGUAGUUCGUGAUCACUACCUGCUGUGCAGUUUACACUCUCAUCUACCCGUUCACACUUUUCCUCCUUUCAGAUCUCCCGCCCGAACAAUGGUCCAGAUGGAUACGAAAGGAGCAUUUCACUCCCUUUCCUCCAAAGCGUACUCAUGAGCACACCCGCCAGCCUGUCAUGGCUGUGUCCAGUGACCCCACUCAGUUAGGAGAUAGCAAUCACCACUUCCCCACCCUUGUCGUCGCAUACUCUCACAUAAUGUCCUCCAAGAAGCAGGGCAGGAGCGACGCGCGCGGUUUCCACUAAAAAGCUGCUUGCAACAUUAAUUCGCGCGAUGGCGCGAGCGCAACGUGCCUCGGUGUACUGACGCGAACGGCGAUGGUGCGACCGCAUUCAAAGAGAGCAACACACAGCUAUGGCGUGACCGCAUUCAGGAAGAGUGAUGCCCAGGGCGCAGCGCUGCUGAGAGCGCUGCGCCCUCCCGGCGGUGAGAAGGUCCGAUCUUCCAACAAAGAAGUCUGCUAUCA